Molecule: messenger RNA, 645 nt
Organism: Acyrthosiphon pisum (pea aphid)
Lineage: Eukaryota; Metazoa; Arthropoda; Insecta; Hemiptera; Aphididae
Exons: 4
Coding region: 1-645 (214 amino acids)
Source: RefSeq, a predicted model, not a curated record
AUGACAGAUUAUGAGACGGCACUUAGGAAUACCUUAACAUUUUUUCCCUCUAAUGCACGUACUGUAGGGUGUUGGUUCCACCAUAAUCAAGCUGUUUGGAAAAACAUGAAGAGAAAGGGAUAUUUGAAUUUAACGAAUUCUAAUGAAUGUACUAUGAAAGCAUUGAUAAUGCUGUUGGCUCUGCCACUAUUACUAUCAGCGGAUAUCCAAAGAGCUUUUGAUUUAGUGAGGAUAUUUGCAAUUAACCAUAAUGUGCCGAUGGUUGACCUCUUUGAUUACUAUCAAAACUUCUGGCUUAGGCGAGUAGGAGUAGACGCAUUAUCAGUCAAUCGUCUACCAAGGCGAACCAAUAAUUGUGUUGAAAGUUUUCACAACGGUUUAAGAAUGAAGUUUAAGGUGAUUUACCUGAAUUUGUGGAUAUUUUUAGAUCACCUUAGUCACCUGAAUCAUAACACGCACAUAACUCUUACUCAGCUCUCCAAUAACUUGCGCCCUACGAGAAAACAAACCACCAAUGUUAUUAAGAAUUUGAAGAGCAUACGAGAUUCUACUCAAGACUAUUCAUUGGGUCUGAUAACAAUGUGGGAGUUUCUCAGCAGAAUAGCACAUGUAACCUCAGCAUAUGACAAUCAGCAAAGAAAUUGA